Messenger RNA from Ctenocephalides felis (cat flea), 1802 nucleotides. RefSeq names its product mitoguardin-like. The record is from RefSeq and is a predicted model, not a curated record. Lineage: Eukaryota; Metazoa; Arthropoda; Insecta; Siphonaptera; Pulicidae. Gene Ontology annotation, biological process: mitochondrial fusion.
GCGAGUGACUUCUGACUGUCAGAAUGCUGUCGAAUGAUAUGUUCACGUAAUUUGUCAGUUCUAGUCGAUUUAAAAUCACAAUUCCGAUGCGGGCACUGAUGAUGACUCAAAUUAGGAUCGUGUAUACGUGAAUGUCUCUGAAAACAACACAAAACACAUUACUAAAAUGCUCUUUACAACGUCUGAUCACAACAUCAACAUCUUAGGUUAUGUUGUGAAUUCGAAAGUAUACUGUGAAUUCAAUGUUACAUAAAACAUAAAAAAUGUCUAUGUUUCGACAUUUAAAAAUAUCUUUGCCAAAGCUCCCUAACUGGAGGAUCCAUUCAGCUUUUAGUAAUGUAAAUUUAACGCCUUCUCAGACUGCUAUAGCAGUCACUGUAACGGUUAGUGUGAUAACAUUAGGUAUUGUAGCUAGAUAUUUGAGAAGAAAGCGUACGAAAAGUAUACCAAAAAAAUUUAGAAACUACAAACGACGUCUUAAUGGAGAUGCUGUCAGCCAAGCCAGUUCCAGACGUUCCAUCAGCCCUUCUAGACGUACCGUAGCAAGUUCCUUGCAAGCCCUAUCAGACCGAUUGUCUUUGGCUUCUGGUUCUUUAGCAAUGGGUAACAACGUAGGCGAAUGCGUGCAGUUGACACCUCAACAACUAGGCGUAAUGGGCAUGGAGGCUUUAGAAACUAGUAUCACAUAUUGGGAAGACGCCUUACACUCUUUUCCCAAAUCCACAAACGCUUUAGCUGUAAUGUCGCCUGAAGAAGCAGAAUUCUGCCACGAGAUACAAAAAUUACUAGAUGCAGCUUAUCAAUUGCAAGACAGUUGUGAUUAUUUGUUUCUGGAUCAAAGAAGCGUUUUGUUUCGUACUGAAAGUGUUGAUUCGAAACAGACACAAACUUCGAAACAAACACACAAUAGUAAUAUGUCUGAAACGAGUGUUGAAACAGAACAAUCAACUGCUGAAUCUUUUGCGUCAGCACAAGAUAUGGUUGCUGAUUUGAGGGAGUUUGAGGAGUUCAAUGAAAUGUUUCCGGAUUUGAACAAACUACCAUUGUACAAACUGGCCUACGCCAGUUUGGAGAAUGGUAUUCCUUAUCGUAGUUUAAGGACUGAACUGGUUCAUUGUGGGUCCGACGUGGAAUACUUAGUAAAACUACAUUGUAUACGUUUGGCAUUCCAAUAUAUUUUCAAAGACUCGUCUAAAAGAAUUUGGUGUGCUGAUAUGGGACGUCAAAUAUUAUCAGAUUUACUCUUAUAUGGUGAUAAAGAUCCUAAAGACUUCCUAAUCGGUUACGAAGACAUGAUGUCGUACAUCCAAAACCCUCAAAAUUUAGCCUUAAUGGAACAAGAGUUGUCCCAAAAAGUCAAAGCACUAACAUUCUACGACGUAGUCCUAGAUUAUAUUAUCAUUGAUGCAUUUGAAGAUUUAGAAGCACCACCGUCCUCAGUCAUUGCAGUUGUGCAAAACCGUUGGUUAUCUAACGGUUUCAAAGAAACCGCUUUAACAACAGCCGUAUGGUCAGUCUUAAAAGCCAAACGACGAAUGUUAAAAUACCCCGAUGGAUUCAUAUCUAGAUUCUACACAAUUUCAGAACAAAUGUCUCCUUUAAUGGCUUGGGGCUUUUUGGGACCCGAUGAAAAACUGAAGGAGAUGUGUAAACAUUUCAAAGAACAAAUGAUGACGUUCUUAGUGGACAUUUAUAAUUUUCAAAAAUGCAGAUACACCUCUGUAGAAGAGUUAUCGAGUGAUAUUUUUAAAUUACUUGAGAGCACUGUCAACAAUAUAAGUCUCAAGCUUCUAACACAAUAA